Molecule: messenger RNA, 2001 nt
Organism: Aquila chrysaetos chrysaetos
Lineage: Eukaryota; Metazoa; Chordata; Aves; Accipitriformes; Accipitridae
Gene: RAB12
Product: RAB12, member RAS oncogene family
Exons: 6
Coding region: 124-876 (250 amino acids)
Biological process (GO): Rab protein signal transduction; regulation of exocytosis; cellular response to insulin stimulus
Cellular component (GO): endosome; trans-Golgi network transport vesicle; plasma membrane
Molecular function (GO): GTPase activity; GTP binding
Source: RefSeq, a predicted model, not a curated record
CGGUCGCGUCUCGUCUCGUCCUCGCUGCCCCCUCCUCCCCCUGCCUCGUAGUCGUCUGCGCCGGUGGCGGCGGGGGCGGGGAGGGAGCGCGGCGCCAGCGCGGCGCCGCCGCAUGCGUCGCUGAUGGAGCCGGGCUCGGGGCUGCCGCAGCGCAGGGUGGGGGGCGGCGGGCUGGACCUCGGGGCGGGCUCGGCGGGAGGGUCGCCGGCGCUCUCCGGGGGGCAGUCCCGUCGCAGGAAGCAGCCGCCGCGCCCGGCCGACUUCAAGCUGCAGGUGAUCAUCAUCGGGUCGCGGGGGGUGGGCAAGACCAGCCUCAUGGAGCGCUUCACCGACGACACCUUCUGCGAGGCUUGCAAGUCCACCGUGGGUGUUGAUUUUAAAAUCAAAACAGUAGAGCUAAGAGGAAAGAAAAUUAGAUUACAAAUCUGGGACACAGCAGGUCAGGAGAGAUUCAACAGCAUUACCUCAGCUUAUUACAGAAGUGCCAAGGGAAUUAUUUUGGUGUAUGAUAUCACCAAGAAGGAAACAUUUGAUGAUUUACCAAAAUGGAUGAAAAUGAUUGAUAAGUAUGCUUCAGAAGAUGCAGAGCUUCUAUUAGUUGGAAAUAAACUGGACUGUGAAGUUGAUCGAGAGAUAACUCGACAGCAGGGAGAAAAGUUUGCACAGCAAAUAACUGGGAUGCGGUUCUGUGAAGCAAGUGCCAAGGAUAAUUUUAAUGUGGAUGAAAUAUUUCUAAAGCUUGUGGAUGACAUUCUGAAAAAGAUGCCACUGGAUGUUAUAAGAAAUGAGUUGUCCAACAGUAUCCUGUCCCUGCAACCAGAGCCAGAAAUCCCACCAGAACUGCCUCCUCCAAGGCCACAUGUCCGUUGCUGUUGACUUGUUACUCCAUACAGAGUGAAAAAUAGGAGUGUGAGGGUAAAGAAAGUAUCUGUACUACUCUGCACUACAAUCCUUUGGCAGUUUCUUGUUGCACUUUGUUAUUCGAGUCAGAGCUACACACUAACUUGUAAAUAUGCAAAUAUGCAAUCCUGUGUAGGAUUCAGCUAUAACAUUUAAUUAUUACCCCUCUCCCUCACAAUGAUGUUUCAUACAUUGCCCCAGUGUUAUAAAUACUGUACAGUUGGUGGGGGUUUACCACACUUCCAGUCGAGGAGGAGGAGAAGUUAAAUCUAUACCUAUUCUUGACAUAAAUGUUGUAAUAGUUCUUUGUUAUUAUAAACAGGCAGGCAGAAACUCUUCUGGUAUGAAGAUAAGUAUAUGGUGCUUUGCUAACUAUUUUAAAGAGAAAUUUUUUAAAAACAGAGGACUUCAUGUACAAAGCUUCCAUAAUCAGCAUUAUGUUUCCUUUUAAUGUAGUGAAAACAUUUUUGGCUGUAGCAUCCUCUGCUGACUGGAUUUAUUGAAAAGCUAAGUUUAAUUUUUGGCAGUCUUUUAUUUAUUUUGUUUAAUGCUGCACCCUUUCUUUGUGUACCAAGACAUCACAUCUGGUGCAGAUCUAAGAUUGCACUCUGAAAUAGCAUAUAUAAUUUUCUGCGUAAGCAUAAAUUUGGUUGCAAGAAUCAUUAAGUUUCAAUAAAAGAAUGGAGAUAUAUUCAAGCUCUAAAAGAAGGUAUAAAAAACAAUGCUGCUGUCCUAGACAAAUUCUUUUAAAAAAAUAAAUAAAUUAAGAUGAUACAUUUUCCUGUGUUAAGGGAUAUAUAUGUGUAUUUGUCUGGACAUCUGUAGAGUUUGGGGGAAGGGAACCUAAGGUAAAAUUAUUUUCUUUCCUAGUGGUGGAAAUUAUUCCCAUCAAGCAAAUACUGUGUUAGGUUUUUGUCUGAUAAUGAAUUUGUGAAUUAUAUCUUUGGUAUAUCUUUUAUUAAAACACACUGUUUAGUUUAGCUAUGGUAAAUCAGUAGUUACAUAUUUGAAUAACUUGGUGUGUCCUGAAUGUUGUGGUAUUGAAAAACAUUGUGGUCUUUCUAAACUAAUGAAGUGCAAAUAAAAUUUUGUAUUUAUGAA